Molecule: messenger RNA, 231 nt
Organism: Adineta steineri
Lineage: Eukaryota; Metazoa; Rotifera; Eurotatoria; Adinetida; Adinetidae
Source: the annotation of a GenBank genome assembly
AUGACACCAAUAACGAUCGCGAAUGCUCUUGCAUCGACUGUAACACUCAAUGAUGGUACUGUUAUGCCAAUGUUUGGUCUUGGUGUUUAUCGCAUUGACAAUAAUUGUAGACAUGAAUAUCUCGAAUCAAAUUAUGUCGAUUUAUACAUGAUUCAUGCACCGAAAGAUCACCAUUGUGCUGAUGCAUAUCAAGCACUACUCGAUGCUAAGAAACAAGGAAAAAUAAAGUGA